CUUCAACCUGAAAUAAUGUCCAGAGAUAUACUACAAACGAACUGCGAUUUGUGUUCAGAAGUCGCACACGAGCCUUUUAUCGAAUGUUGCGAGUGCGAAAGCAAUGUUUGCACUCCUUGUUUUUCAUCCGGCAAGGAAACAGAAAUGCAUAAAAAUGACCACAAAUACGCGAUAAGAAGAAAUGAUUUUCCAUUAUUCGGUAAUUGCAAUUGGUCUGCUAAAGAAGAGUGCAAAUUGUUAUCAGCACUUUCUACAUACGGAUUCGGAAAUUGGGAAGAAAUAUCUAAGAAUGUGCACACACGUUCUAAACUCGAAUGUCAAGAGCAUUAUAGGAAAUAUUACAUAGAGAAUGUGCAGUAUAAAGAAUUGAGAUUACUAAAGGAAACACAACAGUCACUUUUUCCAAUGCCAAUUACUCCAUACUUGUACAAUACAGAUGUAAGCACUAAUCCGCCUAGAAAUAACAGUUCAGAUCAACAUUUAGCUGGUUACAAUACAUAUAGAUCUGAAUUUGAAUUCAGUUAUGAUCACAAUGCUGAAAGCAUAUUUAAUAUUGAAGACAGUUACUCUGAAGAUGAUGAUGAGGAUGAGGAUGAAAUGGACAUGAUGGAUUCUUUAAAGGUGUCUUUAGUGAAUGCUCUUAAUACAAGAUUAAGAGAAAGACAUAGAAGGUAUAAAAUUAUACAGAAUCAUGGCUUAGUAAUGCCAAAUAAGCUUUUCUCAUGGAUCCAAAAGUUUGACCUCACUAUAACACGACAGAAAGCAGAACGAUUGCUUUGCUUCAUGCAGUUCAUGACAGGAAUACAGUUUGACGCUUUCAUGGAAUCCAUGAGCUUAGAGAACGAGCUGUUACAGAGAAUUGGACAUUUAUGUGAAUACCGUAAGAAUGGUAUAAAAACUCUUUAUACUGCCAAACUUUAUAAGCAACUUAAAAAAGAAAAUGACAUAAUCAUGAAAGAACAAAAGUAUGCUACAUGUGUUAUGGCCAAGAAAUUUGAAAAUCAAUCACCAGUGAAGACUAUGUACACAAAAAACCACCAAGUGCUGCGUUACAAGCGUAUGGCAAUGCCCUUAGAAAUAAUUGACUUGCCAGGUUUCCACAGGCUGAGUGAGGCUGAACAAGUACUAUGUUCUAAUUUGAGGCUUGUACCAACAAACUACUUGGAAAUAAAAGAGCAUCUUAUAGCUCAGAACAGUAAGCUUGGAUUCCUACGACUUUUAGAUGCAAGGAAAAUUGUUAAAAUAGAUGUAAAUAAGACUAGGAAAAUUUAUGAUUAUUUGUUAUAUGAAGGUUUUAUAAGUAAACCAUUGUGACUAUGACAAA
Molecule: messenger RNA, 1324 nt
Organism: Bombyx mori (domestic silkworm)
Lineage: Eukaryota; Metazoa; Arthropoda; Insecta; Lepidoptera; Bombycidae
Gene: Ada2a
Product: transcriptional adapter 2A
Exons: 1
Coding region: 16-1314 (432 amino acids)
Biological process (GO): chromatin remodeling; regulation of transcription by RNA polymerase II
Cellular component (GO): nucleus; SAGA-type complex
Molecular function (GO): chromatin binding; protein binding; transcription coactivator activity
Source: RefSeq, a predicted model, not a curated record